UCACGUGUGCGUCUCUUCCCUCAGUACGUCCGUCGUAUUUUCCUCCCCUCCACUGCCUGCUUUAACACUGAGAGCCACUCGAAAUAAACAAGCGUUGUAGGGACCAGCCUGGCUCCAGUGUCACGUUUAUCACCAGCCUAUGGACAGAGGGGGCUUACACCUCUAAGUUGCCAUCAGUGAAGCCCAAGCCUCCCGUCAGUUUCUGCCUCCACUGAGCCCAUAUCAUUGUAAACUUUUUUUAAAAUCCUGCGCUGCAUACACUGAGCUCCGACAAAGCGAGUGAAUACAGAAGCCCUGCAUGCCUCAGGCCGUUGAGGCCAAACACAGGAGCCACAGAGAGCCAGGGCAGUAUGUCUGGAGGGGGACUUAGAGUUAAACAGGAAGAGACGCCAUCAGCUCUGGCCAAUAGCAUGCCCAGGCGACGGCGACCACACCUAGCUGGGAGACAUCAACACCGCCUGAGAAAGGAGCUGGUGGGAGAGAGAGAGGGGGUAGGAGGUGGUUGCCAUAGGGACAGUAACACACCAGUGGCGCUGCCGACCUGUCUCCCUGGGCCAAACUUGCUAAGAGAGGGAGGAGAAGAAGAAACCGAGGUUCCCUCUUUGAAGUUGCAGUGAGAACUACAAGUGGACCUAUGGAAAUGUCCCGCUGUCCUCCUUCCCCCAUGCCUGGUCUAUAGUCAGCCCAUAAUCUCACUCAAACCCUGUUCCCAGCCAUUUGAAGAACCCACCCUGUGGUCGCACCAUGGCCAGCAAGAGGAAGACCACUAUCCCCUGUAUGAUCCCCAGCAAGAUCAUACGCCCAACAGAUGAGGUUGACCGGGACUCUCCGGAUUUUUACUGUCAAUCCAGGUUUUCUGGAGGUGGCAGACAUAGCUCUCCCGACCCAGGCGAGUCUUUCAGACCAGAGGCGGGGGACGCCAUCAAAGACAGUGCUGGCACUUAUACCUGUAAGCCUUGUAACUUUGAAACCCAUGACCUUAACUUGUUCUUGGAUCAUGUGUACUCUGGGCACCCAGACUUUCGUGCGGACCCCAGCUUUUUUUGUGUAAGCUGCAGGGUCUCAGCGCCCAAGUUUGAGGGGCUGGCCCUGCAUAAUGCCAGGAUUCACCCUAGCACAUUGAACACAACUCUGCAGCUGAGGAAGAAGGACAGGAGGGUUGUGGUGGAGCAGAAUCUGCUAACUGGGGCAGAAACAGGGAAAGAAAGCGAGAUCUCCAUCACCAAAACCCCGAUGAUUAGGAUGCUGAAGGGCAAAUCAGAGUCUAAACGGAUAGUGGUGUCUCACCCUAUCUCUGAUGAGCCUUCCUCAGACUCCUCUUCUAGAGAGACUGAGAGAAAAGAUCCUCCUGCAGUCACAGUCACCCAUGUUCCCACCAUCGUCCACAAUGGGACCACAAAAGUCACUCUGCCUUCAGCAAUCCAGAUAGUCAACGGCUCUGGAGCUUUACCAAUGCUCAAGACUCCCAUCACACAGGUGGUCUCAAUGGUUCAAAACAGAAACUUUCAUCAAUCUGCACCAAUCACAGUCUCCUCAAAUAUUUCCUCGGCUUCGCAUUCAACCUCCAAAAAUCUCCCUAAGGUGAUGAUUCCUUUGAGCAGCAUCCCUACCUACAGUGCCUCCAUGGACUCCUCUUCCUUCUUGAAGACCUCCUUCAGUAAGUUUCCUUACCCCACAAAGGCGGAGCUCUGCUACCUGACUGUGGUCACAAAGUUCCCAGAAGAGCAGAUCAAGAUCUGGUUCACGGCCCAGAGACUCAAACAAGGCAUCAGUUGGUCUCCUGAGGAGAUAGAGGAGGCCAGGAGGAAGAUGUUCAACACCAUCAUACAGACUGCACCUGCCAGCUCGCAGAACCACAUCCAUAGUCACCAAACCUCGACCCAUCACACAUUCACAGUCCUGCCUGCCUCGCUGGGGGCGACAGGGAUCCCUCACUUCCUGCAGGGCUCUCUUCUCAGCCAAGGAGGGGUUAUCAUGGCAAAUGGUAUCCAGGUUAGCAGCACUCCGUUGGCCCUGGCUGUCACACCGAAGCCCCAGGCAGCAGCCCGCCCCAUGCAGGCCCGUCCCGCUGCCGCCCUGGUGGCAGACAAAGGCGUCAGCAUGGUGGUGGGGACGGGGGGCAGCAGUAGCACUGGGAGCAACAUAAUUAGCAGCAGUAAUAGUAGUAGGAGUGGGAGAGGGGGCACAAGCAGUAUUAUUACUAGCAGUCAGGCUAGUGUCAUCAACCUUAGUUUAGGGGGCAGUAAUGCUAGGGUUAGCAGUGUCAAUGGUAAACAAAGCAGUGCAAACUACAAUAACAAGAGCAAUAGUAAUGUCACCAGCUAUGUAAAUGCUAAGAACACUGAUUUCAGUAAAGCAAACAAGACCAACGUCGUGAAGAGUGACAACAAAGGGUCCACAGAAAGCAGCAGAGAGGGACAGAAGAGCAAAGAUGCCAACGUUAGCAGCAUCAAAAAUGACACGCAUGAUGUCGAAACCACCACCAGCAGCUCUCCAGCCAUCAAAAUGGAAGAGGCGUCUUCCCCCAUCUCAAAGUCUCCCUCCCCCUCACCUGCAUCUCGGAUGUCUUUGAACGCGUUCCUGGACCCCAGCUUCUAUAAGGGCAAAAAGUCUCAGGAGCAGCUCAACCACCUGAAGGACAGUUUUCUGGUCUGCCAGUUUCCCGACCAGGAGGAGGUUGACCGGCUCAUCGCUCUGACCGGGCUCACAGUACGAGAAGUCCGCAAGUGGUUCAGUGACCGGCGCUACCACUUCCGCAACCUCAAAGGGUCCCGCUCCAGCACAGGGGCGCAGAGUAAGGCGGGGGCAGCAGGGAGCGCUUCAGGUACGGCAGGGGGCGGAGCUGCUGGCGGCGCCCAACCUGUGGAUCUGUCUGAGAGCAGCAGCAACUCCGAAUCAAAAACUCCCCAGCACAGCUCGGCCCCCCUGAGCCCGACUGCAUCACAGACUCCAACCUCUCCCACCACACCUUCCCGUCGACUCCCCAGAGCUCCUUCUCCAGAUUUCACAGCUAUCCGCUACAAGGAGAGAGAACCUCAUCAGUUGAAAGCUCUAGAGGCCAGUUUUUGCCUGGAGUCAGACCCGACAGGAGAGGAAGUGGACAGAUUGCGAUCUGAGACAAAGAUGACCAGGAGGGAGAUCCAUGGCUGGUUCGCUGACAGGAGGAAGAGGCUGGCAGCCGAGAAAAAGAAAGAGGAUGCUGAGCGGGUGCUGAGAGAGGAGGAGGGGGAGAUGGAAGUUGAUGGGGAGGAGAGACAGAAAGAGGAAGGCUCAGGAGAACUGAAAGUGAACCCUAUUAAAAUCAACCUGAAGAUGCUAAAGGUGACCGAGGCCAACAGCAAAGCAGAGGGUGAAGGGUUGGAUAGCCCGCUGCACUCCAGUAACACACCUGCAUCCUCCCCAGGCCUCACUCCAGCCACCACCCCCAAACCAUCCCAACCCUCCACCCCAACACACAAACCAUCCAACUCCCCCAAACUCACAGCCCUACGAGGUAAGAAGAACGCGGAGCAGCUGCAACAGCUCAAACAAGUGUACGCUCGUACCCAGUGGCCCAGCGCCACGCAGUACGAUGACCUGAUCUGCAGCUCCGGACUGCCCCGACCAGAGGUGGUGCGCUGGUUUGGAGACUGCCGUUAUGUGCAGAAGAACGGCCAGCUGAAGUGGCUGGAGGCUUACCAGACCAUGGCUCUGGAAGAGGACCUCCAGAAGGAGAACAUAGAGAUCCUGCAGGCCCACCGCGACACCUACAGCAGCCUGGAGGAGUCACAGUUGCAGGAACUAGCUCAGGCUAGUGGUUUAACAGCAGACUUGGUACGACACUGGUUCUCUACCACAGCGUCUUUGCCUCUGUUGGAACAGACGGCUGCUGCUCAGGAGACAGAACCCAAAGCAGUCGCAGCAGACGCUGAGCCACGAACAACAGGAUCCUCCCCCCCGGAGCCGCAGCCAGGAGGAGGGACGGAGGAGAAAAUGGAGCAGUCGGUGUGUGGUGUCGCAACAGAAGCAGAGGAGGCCAACACUGACGAGACUGUGAAUCCCACUAAAGGAACAGAUUGAAGUGGCUCUUUUUUCCUGAGGAUGGAGUUCACAACGCAGGUGGUCUUUGUGUCGGUAGUCUGAGGAAAAGACGGCAGAUGUGCUUGUAACGGGAUCACUGGAGGGAAAUGGACCCUGAAGCCAUCCCCACCCAUCCCUCUCUCACACCCCUAGAGGUAGGCAUGACAUCCCCCACCACAUGAGAUGGACACUAAAGCCACUAACCCCCCUCUUAUCCACCCACUCCCUGCCCUCCUCCUGCUGCUGAAUCCACCCCUCCGCUACACAGACCCUCUCCAGAACCCUCCCGUCCGCCAUUUUCUCCUCAGAAGGAAGUCCCAGUAGAGACUGAAGUGCAGGAGAGGAAGGAGGGGCCCGAAUAUUUUCUACUGUUUUUGUUCCGCCUGCCUGCUGUGACGGGAGAAAGGAAGGGGUGGUUUUGGAGGGAGCAAAGCGAGAAAGUGGCGGGACCUCAGCAGAUGUUGAUAAGGAGCAUGGGGUGGGUUAGGUUUUUGGACAGUCAUCGACCAAAUCAACACUCGGACAAGGAUCGAAAGAGUGUUAACAGCCUGUUCAUAGUUUGUUUUGGAGUACGAAAUACUGCACAGCUCUUAGCCACAGGGUGCUUGCCUUUUAAAGGCCUUAAAAUGACCUUUUCCAUUGUGCCAUCUUCAUACUCCCCUUUUCCAACAACCUGCACUCAUACACUUUGUCUUCAUGCUUGCAGCUUACUUUAAAUGUGCUAGCAAGGCUGUUCAUAGUGUAAAUGUGGAACUCAGCAUUGAUCAUUUCAACUUUGUCUUUUUUAGAUAUUUUUGUUUUUACUUUUCAUAUCUAGGACAUUUAAAUUGUCCAGUUUGGUGAAAAUAAAAUGUCUUGAAUUCCGUUAUCCUAAGAAGGCAAGCACCCUGUUGUUUAAACAAAAUGCGACACGUAGACUAUAUGGAAUCUGGUUUGUGCUGUAGCAUAGAGUGCAUCUUUACGUCACUCACGUGUACGUACAUUUGUUUUUAUAGGGCUCUCCUAUGAAAUAAAAUGUACUGUAAAAUAACUGAACUUUCCACACUUAGGCUUGAUGUAUACUUUUUACAGAUGUCAUUUGCAGAAUAAACAGAAUGUAAUAAAUGUGGCUUCAAGACUC
Molecule: messenger RNA, 5179 nt
Organism: Gymnodraco acuticeps
Lineage: Eukaryota; Metazoa; Chordata; Actinopteri; Perciformes; Bathydraconidae
Gene: zhx3
Product: zinc fingers and homeoboxes 3
Exons: 9
Coding region: 745-4059 (1104 amino acids)
Biological process (GO): regulation of transcription by RNA polymerase II
Cellular component (GO): nucleus
Molecular function (GO): DNA-binding transcription factor activity, RNA polymerase II-specific; DNA binding
Source: RefSeq, a predicted model, not a curated record